AGACGCACAACCACCAGGCAGGAGCGACUCUGUUCAGUGACUAUGGAGCGACAAGACAUAGCUCAGACAGGGGACAUGUACGAGUUUGUGCAAGAGAUUUCUGGGAGCAGAUUUCUAAAUACGGUGUUUGUCUAUUAAAGGAGAGAAGAGAGGACGGUGCCAAUAGUAAACCUACUCAAAUAUCUUUUUAUGAGGAUGAAACUAAUGUGAGUCUUCAAGUGAUUCAGUCUGCAGCAACACCAAGAAAAUGUAUCAUGAGAAGACAAUGCUGAUAACGAAUGCAAGACAGACCUGAGCUUACUGCCUCCCUGUCCAGCAACAGUACUUUAAUGGUUGGAACUGCCCGCCCCAACCUACAUUACUGCCCUCGCAGACACAGCCUGAUGAUCACCGGUGCCAUGGGAGCGGUGCGAGUCAACAGAUACAGCAUCGUUUCCACUGAUGAAGAUGCCCUGAAGAUCUCCAGCCUGGGCCUCUACAAUGGCCACAGUCCUCUGACUCAGCAGACAUUAUCAGGGGCCUGUAUGCGGGGCGAAGAAGGUGGAGAGUGUCCAGGAAGUGAUGAGGGAAGAGGGGCUUUGUCCUUGAGAGUGACAAAUGAGCCAAUAGGCCACAACAGCUGCCGCGCUUCACCCUCGUGUCGCCUGGGCCUGGAUGUGGGCACUGGCCGCCUACGCAGCCGCUUUGUGAAGAAGAACGGUCAGUGCAAUGUAGUGUUCAACAACAUGGAGGAUAAGCCACGACGAUACUUGGCUGAUAUUUUCACCACCUGUGUGGACAUACGCUGGCGCUACCUGCUGCUCAUUUUCACCACCACCUUCCUUCUGUCUUGGCUGCUGUUCGGCCUGGUCUUCUGGGGUGUGGCACUCGCUCAUGGAGACUUUAACCUUCGUAUCCCUGUGAAGGAAGGAGAUCCUCGAAGCAACAUAGAGGAAGGAAAAGACGAAUGGCGGCCAUGUAUUCUCCACAUCCAGGGUUUUAUUGGGGCGUUCCUCUUCUCCAUAGAGACCCAGACCACCAUUGGAUAUGGUUUCCGGUGUGUCACAGAAGAGUGCCCUGUUGCUGUGGUGACCGUGGUGGUCCAGUCCAUCGUGGGCUGCAUUAUUGACUCCUUCAUGAUCGGCACCAUCAUGGCAAAGAUGGUGCGGCCUAAGAAGCGGGCGCAAACCUUGCUGUUCUCCCAUCAUGCCGUCAUCGCUCUGCGGGAUGGUAAGCUGUGCCUCAUGUGGCGCAUGGGGAACAUGCGUAAGAGCCACAUUGUUGAAGCACAUGUACGUGCUCAGCUCAUUAAGCCACAUGUGACGGCGGAGGGCGAGUACCUCCCAUUGGAGCAAACAGACAUUGAUGUCGGCUAUGAUGACGGGCUGGAUCGGCUGUUUCUUGUGUCACCGCUGGUGGUGGUUCACGAGAUCAACAAGAACAGUCCUCUGUAUAAGAUGAGCCGCAAUGACCUGCAGAAGGAAGACUUUGAAAUCGUGGUCAUCCUGGAGGGGAUGGUGGAGGCCACAGCCAUGACCACUCAGGCCCGUAGCUCCUAUUUGUCCAAGGAGAUCAUGUGGGGCCACCGAUUUGAGCCUGUGGUCUUUGAGAAGGGUGACCGCUACCACGUGGACUAUUCCCGCUUCCAUAAGACCUACGAAGUACCAUCUACGCCUCACUGCAGUGCCAAGGAACUGAGCCAGAUGACGGGUCGUGGCGGGCAGUCCUCAUCCUCCAGCUCGAGUUACUCCCAGUCUCCAUCACCAUUUGCCCCGAGGGCAGCCCAUCACCUACUUGGCCCUCACUCCCCCAGCGCUUUCUGCUACGAGAAUGAGGUAGCUUUGUGUUGUGGGGACGAUGAGGAUGAGGAGCAUGUGAAAGGAGACAGCCUAAAUGUAAGAAGUGAGAGAGAGGUAAAGAUGAGAGAUGACAUUCACUUGGGUUUCAAAGAGACAUUUGUGGAGGACCAGACGGUGGAGAUGCUAUGUGUUCUGGACUCAGAGAAUCAGAUCAGCCUUGACAGACUACAGCCCACCCUACCUUUGUACAUCAGCAGAGAGUCAGGAGUUUAAUCGUUCAUAAGGGCUGCGCUUUAAUUUGUUUCCUCUCUAUGUCUAUGUGCAUCCAACCAAAGUAUUAAACUGGUGUACAAAUAACAGAUUUUUGCAGCUGUCACAAACUCCACUCAGCUUCAAUUCAUAACUUGCUCUGGUUUCAGGUGUUGUACACUUUCUGUUGUAACAUCAGCAUCUAGACAACUCACAGCUUGUCUCUGAUCGGGCUUUCUUGUUUUGUUCAAUAUGACAGUGUAUGAUCUACAGUUAAGUCAAGCUUUUUGUUCUUGAUUUCCAUUCAGAUUUUGUAAAUAUGAUGAGCUUUUGUUUUGAUUUUUAAAUUAUUAUGCAUCAUAUACAGAUAAAUGUUAUAACAGAAAAAUCUAUUUAUUUAAAGGAACCAUGACAGAAAUACUCAGCUUCAACACACUUAUUUUUCUCUGCAUAAAAAUAAAUUAAUUAUGUAUUUUGAACUUCUGUCUUCCUGCCUGAGUUCUGUUUCUUUUCACAUUUAAUAAAUAAGGUAUUUUCUUUUUCUAAAUGUAUCGGUGUAUUCCAUGAUAGACAUCAAGUUCAAAUACAAAGAAGUCCUGAACCAUAAAAAAGGAAAUCAAAAGGUUAGUCAAACGUGUUUAAAUAAAGAACAAGCACUUUAUUCUUACUUUUAUCAAUAGAUACAAAAACUUUGCAACAGUGUGUUGUUUUGUAUGAAUA
This is a messenger RNA of Micropterus salmoides (largemouth bass), 2747 nucleotides long. Its product is annotated as ATP-sensitive inward rectifier potassium channel 12-like. Bases 279 to 2051 code for a protein of 590 amino acids. NCBI's taxonomy places the organism in Eukaryota, Metazoa, Chordata, Actinopteri, Centrarchiformes, Centrarchidae. The transcript is spliced from 3 exons. Gene Ontology annotation, biological process: potassium ion import across plasma membrane; regulation of monoatomic ion transmembrane transport. Gene Ontology annotation, cellular component: plasma membrane. The record is from RefSeq and is a predicted model, not a curated record. Gene Ontology annotation, molecular function: inward rectifier potassium channel activity.